Messenger RNA from Anisakis simplex (herring worm), 1374 nucleotides. Lineage: Eukaryota; Metazoa; Nematoda; Chromadorea; Rhabditida; Anisakidae. The record is from the annotation of a GenBank genome assembly.
AUGAGCAGAACUGUUUUAAGGAACACAGUGGUUCUAUCGAAAUUGGUGAUGAAUGCGAUCAUCAAACGAUGCUUGUCAUCCACGGCUGCUUCUCCUAGAGCAAUCACUAGGCGCAAGUCGAAGCAUUUUCAGGAGGUGGUUUUCGUGGGAGCAGCAAGAACUCCACUUGGAUCAUUCCGUUCUGUAUUCAAGGAUACACCAGUCACCACUUUAGGAGCGGAAGCUCUGAAAGGUGCUCUAAAAGAUGCAAACGUCGAUCCAAAAAUGGUUCAAGAGGCUUUCAUUGGCUGUGUGGUACCAUCGAACGCAGGACAAGGACCGGCUCGCCAAGUCGUACUAGGGGCAGGAUGCAAGGUCAGCACAACUGUGACGGCCUUAAACAAAAUGUGUGCGUCUGGAAUGAAGGCAAUCGCGUGUGCGUCAUCGUUGCUCCAAUUGGGCUAUCAAGAUUUGGUAAUCGCCGGUGGAAUGGAGAGUAUGAGUUGUGUACCGUAUUAUUUGCCGCGAGGCGAGCUUCCGUUUGGUGGAGCUCAACUCAUUGAUGGAAUUUCCAGAGACGGUCUUAAAGAUGUCUACAACGAUAUUAUGAUGGGUGCUUGUGCGGAUAAAGUGGCCAAAGAGUUUUCGAUCACUCGUGAGGAACAAGACGAAUUCGCGAUUGAGAGCUACAAAAGAUCAGCCGCAGCAUGGAAGAAUGGAGUGCUCGAUGCAGAAGUUGUUCCUGUGAAAGUGAAACAAGGCAAAAAGGAUAUCACGGUCACAGAGGAUGAAGAAUACAAAAAGGUCGUCUUCGAAAAAGUGCCAAUGCUGAAGCCAGCUUUCACUAAAGAAAAUGUGCAUCAUAUCCAAGUAUUCGAUAGGCACUUAGCUUAUUUUGAAGGAAUACCGUUGAGUUCACUCGAAGCCUUUUCAGACGGAACAAUCACAGCAGCGAACGCUUCAACGUUAAACGAUGGAGCUGCGAUGGUUGUGAUGACAACGAUGGACUAUGCGAAGAAGCACAACUUGAAACCACUGGCGAGAAUGUUGGCAUACGGUGAUGCAGCCACACACCCCAUUGAUUUCGCUGUAGCACCUUCAAUGGUUAUUCCAAAGAUUCUCAAAAUGGCCAAUCUCGAAGUGAAUGAUAUCGAUCUGUGGGAAAUUAAUGAAGCGUUCGCAGUUGUGCCACUGCAUUCAAUGAAGACAUUCCAUUUAGACCAUGCCAAAGUGAAUAUCCACGGUGGUGCAAUCUCGCUGGGUCAUCCAAUCGGAAUGUCUGGUGCACGAAUAAUUGGGCAUUUGGUGCAUACACUGAAGCCAGGUCAAAAAGGAUGUGCGGCGAUAUGCAACGGAGGUGGCGGGGCCGGUGGAAUGAUCAUUGAAGGUCUUUAA